Molecule: messenger RNA, 1326 nt
Organism: Venustampulla echinocandica
Lineage: Eukaryota; Fungi; Ascomycota; Leotiomycetes; Helotiales; Pleuroascaceae
Exons: 1
Coding region: 1-1326 (441 amino acids)
Biological process (GO): tRNA N1-guanine methylation
Cellular component (GO): nucleus
Molecular function (GO): tRNA binding
Source: RefSeq, a predicted model, not a curated record
AUGGCUGACAUAGAAGAACGGCCCUCUAAGAUUCGAAAACUCAGUGCUCCGGAAAACUCCCAAGAUGCUGUAAUGCAUGUAGAAAUUUCGGGAAAAGAACACCACGAAGAAACUGCUGCCAAUGCCCAGGAUAAGACAGCAAAGUCCGAAAAUGGAGACAACAAUGAGCCAGAAUCUACUACCGAAAAGCAAACGGGGGAAGAGCCUACAUUGUCUAAAAGCCAGCGCAAAAAGCUACUAAAAAAGCAAGCUUGGGAUGCGGGCAAAGAUUACCGUAAAGCCAAGCGGCGAGAAAAACACAAGGAGAAGCAAGCCCGCAAAGCAGAAGCACGAGCGGAACUAGAUGCCAAAAUUGCCAAUGGAGAGAUCGAGGUGCUAGCUCCGGUGGAAAACACGGGGAAGAAAGGCCCAAGCAGACCUAUUCCAGUCCCGCUCACGCUGAUCUUGGACUGCGAUUUCGACGAACUUAUGCUGGAGAAGGAGAUUAUUUCCCUGGCAGCACAGAUGACGAGAUGCCAUUCGGACAAUAAAAGAUCACCAUAUCGGUCUCAUUUAGUUAUUAGCUCCUGGAAUAAAAGGCUGAAAGAGCGGUUUGAGACUGUUCUGGCGAAUACGCAUCUUGCGUGGAAGGGGGUUAGGUUUUUGGAGCAAGACUUUGAAGAGGCGGCUAAGGAAAUGGAUGGGGUGAUGAGAGGCCAGGAUGGAGGGGAGAUAGUGGGAGCUUUGUCACUCAAGGGUGAUGAAGCUCUAAAAGGGCCCCAAAAUCUCUCUCAGAACGGGGAAUUAUUGCCAGCUUCAACACCAUCUAAAGAUCCACAGAGACCGCUAGAAAUUACAACCCCUCCUUCAGAAGACACUACGGCACCACCAACACCCGAAGCAUCCCUUGUCUAUCUAAGUUCGGACUCCCCCCACACCCUAGACCGGCUCUCACCCAACACCAGCUAUAUAAUUGGUGGUAUUGUCGACAAGAACCGGCAUAAAGGACUCUGCUACAAACGAGCCUGCGAACGGGGUAUACCCACAGCAAAAUUGCCAAUUGGCGAGUUUAUGACCAUGCAGAGCCGGACCGUGCUGACCGUCAACCAUGUUGUGGAGAUAAUGUUAAAGUGGUUAGAGACGGGCGAUUGGGGCGAGGCUUUCUUAAGUGUGAUUCCGAAGAGGAAGGAGGCGAAGCUGAGGGCUAAGAAGCGUGAGGGUGAGAGCAAAGAGGCUGGUGAUGAGGGUGAGAAUAAGGAGGAUGAGGGUGAUGAGGAAAGUGGAGAUGAAAAGGAUGGCGAUGAAAUGGUGUCGGAGGAGAGGCCGGUCUUGAUAGAUGCUGAAUGA